CGAAUCCACCAAGCCACGUGCUAUCUCGUGCAGUUUCUGGGUACAUAUUGUCUUGUCUUACACCAGCAUUUUUUCUUUCUUUCAUUCUUUGGUGAAUAACGUUGUAUAGUAUAAAAGGGGUUCAUGUCAGUUUAGGAUAACACAAGUUUAGCAGAAUGACGGUGAAACUACAUGGAUUUUGGUAUAGUCCUUUUACUUUAAGGGUUGUAUGGACCUUAAAUUUGAAGGGUAUACCAUAUGAGAACAUAGAGGAAUAUCGCUUCAAUAAAAGUCCUCUGCUUCUUCAAUAUAACCCAAUAUACAAGAAGACUCCAGUGCUAAUUCAUGAUGGAAAACCAAUAUGUGAGUCCAUGAUCAUUGUUGAAUACAUUGAUGAGAUAUGGCCACACAACUCAUUGCUUCCUGCUGAUCCUUAUGAUAGAGCUCAAGCCCGAUUUUGGGUUAAAUAUGUCGAUGAAUUGAUUUCGGCAAUUGAACCGUUCCUCAAUAGCAUAAGUGGUGAAGAGCGAGAAAAGGCUAGAGAAAAUUUAUGGGAGCGACUCAAAGUUAUUGAGGAUUGGUGUUUGGAUGAUAAGAAGAAAUUAUAUGGGGGAGACACCAUUAACAUUGUAGACAUAGCUCUUGGAUCUUUUGUCAAAUUUAUUGAGAUUCAAGAAGAUAUGUUUGAAGUGAAGGUCUUGCAAAGUGAGAGGUUCCCUCGCUUACAUUUAUGGUUUAAUAAUUUUAAAGAUGUUCCAGUCAUAAAAGGAAACACCCCUGGUCAAGAGAAGUUGGUGGCUUUUGGAAAGUGCCUUAUUGAAAAAAUAUUGGUAUCUUUUUGAGAAAAUUAUGGCUUCUAUGAAUUGAUGUACAAAGCAUUUGGGGUAAUCUAUCUGAGUCAUGUGUAUUACUUUAUUUUAAUAAUAGUUGCUUUGUGUUGUCUUUUUGCAACAAUAAUUAAAGUUUAAAAUGAUUCAUGUCUUUUACUACUUGAGUCGGUAGAAUCAAAAUGAAUAACAAAACUCUCCCACAAAAGAGGAAAUCUAUAAAACUAUAUUUGUACUCAAUUUCUGAUUAAGAGAGAAGGCAUUUGUUAUCUUCUCAUACAAAUGUAUUUGACACACGAUAUUACUUCAUAA
This is a messenger RNA of Medicago truncatula (barrel medic), 1118 nucleotides long. RefSeq names its product probable glutathione S-transferase. Gene Ontology annotation, cellular component: cytoplasm. Lineage: Eukaryota; Viridiplantae; Streptophyta; Magnoliopsida; Fabales; Fabaceae. Gene Ontology annotation, molecular function: glutathione transferase activity. The transcript is spliced from 2 exons. Gene Ontology annotation, biological process: glutathione metabolic process. Bases 156 to 821 code for a protein of 221 amino acids. The record is from RefSeq and is a predicted model, not a curated record.